CAGUGCACAAGGGCUUCAUAACAGAACAGUCGGUGGGAACACUUGAACGCACGGAGAGGGAGGAGGAGGGCUGCUAAAGAAAAAAGAAAACAAGCUUAGAGGAAAAUUGUUCGACUGAAACGAAAGUACUAAUUCGAAGUGCCAUUCGGCCCCCACCGUUACUCGUUUUCGGAGCGAUCGGCGCGAUUCGAAUGUAGUUUUGUCGACUUCCCACCGCGCCGUUCCGAGCACGGCGGCGUCCAUCCGGUAAAAAAAUAAUAUAAGUGCUGGUGGAGUCUGUCUGUAGGGGCUACUGUACGGACGGCCAGUGCAGAGCAGUUCUGAUGUGUCAAUAAGUUUGAGGUGGACGGAAGGCUGGAAUGAGAAGGCCCUGGCGUUUCGGCUGGAUUUCAGGGGUCAUCUUCAUCGCAUGAUCCAGCCUGACUGACAGAUCCAUCCUCAUCUUUCCAAUACAGUAUUUCCAUAUUCUGUGACUCUGGUCAGCAGCAGUAUGAAGGGCGGAGGUGGAGGGAAAGAACCUCCGGUAGAGGGAGAGGUCAGUGGAAAGCGACCCAAACGCAAAUGCUUACAGUGGCACCCACUGCUUGCCAAGAAAGUGCCAGACUACUCAGAGGAAGAGGAUGAGGAGGAUGAAGAGGAGCUGGAGAAGGAGCCAGUGUUAUGUGCAGAGAGUGGGAGUCAAGAAACCGAAUGUGGUGGAGUGGAAGAUGAUGGUGAAGAAUUCUCAUCUGAGCAGCGGGCUCGCCGGCCCAUGAAUGCCUUCCUGCUGUUCUGCAAACGACACCGCUCGCUGGUCCGGCAGGAGCACCCACGACUUGACAACCGGGGAGCCACUAAGAUCCUGGCCGACUGGUGGGCCGUGCUGGAUCCCACAGAAAAACAGAAAUACACAGACAUGGCUAAGGAGUACAAGGAUGCAUUCAUGAAAGCUAACCCAGGUUACAAAUGGUGUCCUGCCACCAAUAAGCCGGUAAAGAGUCCCUCCCACUCUGUGAGUAAUGCCCGCAAGAAAGUCUGGUCCCUGCCCUCCAACCCUAGCAAAGAUACUUCCGUUGCCAAAAAACAGCCCAAAACUGACAGCACCCCCCAACUUAACUUUGCCAUGGCAGAUCCCACUAAGAUGGGAGGCCUAAGCAUGCUGCUGUUAGCCGGGGAACAUGCCCUGACCGCCAGAGAGAUUUCCUCCAGCUCUUCCCAAACAGGAAGCACAGAUGUUGCUAAAAAUACUGGGAAAUCAGCCCUUUUUCAGCUGGCUGAGCAGAUUUCUUCCAGUCCAGUGCAGCCACCUGGGGGAAGUAAAAAUGCUGAGGAUACAAGCUCUCUCACACAUGUAGAGGUGAGGGAUGUUGACCAGUAUGCCGCUUCCACACUUGGGCUGUUGGUGCAAACCCAGGCCUCUGGACCAUCUCAGCCAAGCUCACCAGACCUGCCCAAAAGUUGUGUUAAAUCCCCCCUGUUUCAGCUGGCUGAGCAGAUCUCCUCCAGUAGGUCUCAAUCAGGGUCUGAGGGAAGGCAGUGUGGUCAGUCGGCUCUUUUCCAGCUCGCUGAGAUAAGUCUGGCAUCUGAGGUAGAAAAGAUGGAAGCUCAUUCCUCCCAGCCCUCAGGCGGUUCCUCGUCUCUCUGUGCUCAGCACAGCUUAAGUAGCACAUCCACCCCUGACAACAAAGAGCACAUGGACGCUGCUCAUCUUCUUCUUGACACGCCAUCAUUAUUAUCUUCCUCUUCUGCCUCUACCUCCGGCUCCACCUCCUCCUCUCCCACAGUCUCCACCCCAACUGAGCUCAGCCCAUCUAAGACACAGAAGAAGAAGAAAAAGAAGAAAGAAAAUAAAGAGUCCGAUGAGUCUGAGAAGAAUCCUGUUUCGCCCAAAAAGGUGAAGAAGCGGCAGUCGUCCGAGUCAGACCUGGACAGUGUGAUGUUCACUAUUGAGGCAGUAGCUAAAGGUACUUGGGGCUCAGAAGAGACACCCAAGAAGAAAGCUCGUCCCUCAGGAAUCGAGAGUAGCCCUGUCGAGGACCAAUCUCCACCUGUGAAGAAGAAAACUAAACCUAAACCGAAAAAACAGCUGAAGACAAAAGAAGAGGUGACGGAGGAAGAGGAAGAGGGGGAGGAAGAGACUAAUAAGCAACAGGAUGUUGAGAUGAAAACAGAUGAAGCUCCCCUGACCCCUAAGAGAGAGGGUGAGAAGGAGCCAGAUGUGAAGGUGGAGCCCCCUAGCUGUGUGGAGGAAAUAGCACCUCACUGUCCUUCUCCACCUACAAUUGAACCAGAAGAGAAAGAGACAGACACCAGCCCGCCUGAAGCCAGACAGGAGGAUAAAGAUCCAGAGGUUAAACCAGAGGCCUGUGGCUCCAGAAAGUCAGAGCGAAGCUGUAAAGGAGCGCUUUAUAAGACUCUGGUGUCUGAAGGGAUGCUCACAUCAUUAAGAGCAAAUGUGGACAGAGGGAAAAGAGGUUCCAUGCGCGGUAGUGUGUCCGAUCACGAGGGUGGCUGGAAUGAUGAGAGCUGGGUGUUUUCUCAGACCACUGCCAGCAACCCCAAAAAGCUCAAGAAGUCUAAGUCCAAAGAGGAAACCAUACCAGGACUUGGAAAGCUUGAGGAGGAGUUUGAGAAAAAGUUCAACAGUUUACCGCAGUACAGCCCCUUGACAUUUGACAAAAAGACUGUGGCGGUCACCAAGAAGAAAAAAACUAGUACGUCCAGCCCUCCUGAACCGCCCAAACCCUGCAAGGGUUCAUCCUCAUCUCAGAAAAAGACCUUAUUCCACAAGAUAGUCAACAAGUACAAACACAGGAAGGACAAAUCCAGUGCGGCAGACAAAGACAUUGUCAUACCUGACCCUGUGUCUGUGGAAACAAGUCCAGUGAAGUCUGGGAGUCCAUGUGUCUCACCCACUCAUGAGCCUCAGAAAGUUUUGGACUCGCCAGUGGGCAGUCAGAAAAGGAAGGCCAGGAAGAGUAAAAUCACACACUUAGUGCGCACAGCCGAUGGCCGAGUGUCACCUGCAGAGGAGGACAAAUCUAAGGAUCAGGCCAAGAAUCAGGAUGAAAAGCCAUUCACUCAAGAGGCAUUAUGCAAUAAAGGGGGCUGCUACACUGAUCCCAGAUCAGCGGAAGUUGAUAAGGUGGACUCGCCCAGUGGCCUCCCGGCCUUCUUCAGCUUAGCUGCUCUUGCUGAGGUCGCCGCCAUGGAGAAUGUGCACAGAGCCCAGCAUGCUGUGAGCAUCCCCACUGAAGGUCAAGUGAAGGACAUGGCCCCUGUGUUGAUCUCCUGUGCAGACCAGUGAGGUCUGCACGCCUGGUCGGGGCCCAUGUAUGGACAUGCUGGGGCCUUAUCCUUGACCCUUGGCCCUGCUGCUUGGGGGAUAGAGAGAAAGAGAGGGAGAGAGAGAGAGAGACUGGUUAGGAAUGAGGGAAGCUCUGAAAUGGAUGAAGAUGUUUUAUCCCAGAAGCCUUCACCUUCCACCCCACCCCACCCCACCCUCCCUCCCUCUCGCCCACUUGUGGCCCCUGGGGAGUCAGUCCUGCUCCCCGAGCCUGUUUUCUUUGUCAGCUCCAGACCAGUUAUCAGACUUUACAAUCUGUAAGAAAUGGCUACUAUUUAAGGUCAAGUUUUGCAUAGAAGUGCAUUUGAAGCAAGUGCUCUCUCCCUCUAUUUGUCUCUCUCUUUAUAUUUUUUCUUCAUUGCACAAACUUCUUCACAUAGCAACGUUCACGUUCUCUCAGUCAGAGGAACAUUUUGUGGCUUCCUUCUCCCCUUCCUGCUCUGAGUCUAAAGAGAGAGAGUGAGUGUGUGUGUCUGUGUUUUAAGACCUCAGCUUCAUACUUCGAACCCUAUUCAGAUUUUUUUCUGGACACCGUUUCAAUACCAUCUUCACCUUCACAAUACACAGUCGAUGCCUCUUUACUUUCAUGCAAUGUCCCUCAAUGUGUCUGGUGCCUCUGUCAGUUAAGAGAAAGCACCUAUUUGUCUCUCACAAACCUCAGUAAUAUGUCAGUGGGGAACCGGAUGUUUGUGCGAGUCGCAUUGCGGUCGCACACAUGCCUACAAGAGUUUCUGACAGACUAAAUCACCAGGUGGAAAACCAGUUGAACCUUUCAAAAUUGUGACACCAUGUCACUUUUCACUCAGUGAUUUUGCAUAGCCAGGGUCCAAAAUUAACUCUUGCAAAGCGCCAAAUGCAAAUAAAAAUUCUCCACAAGUUGGCUGCUAACUUUAAUAGGAACUGCAGUAUUACAUGGUUUAAACCGAAUUGUAACAAUGCUAGUCCAAAACUUGCGCAAUUCAAAACGAAGACGACACAAACAAACUGUAUACUAACGGAAAUAUCUGUUGCAUCUCACAGGUCUUCUAACAACUUUUAGUCUAAAUCAAUGGAACAUUUCCCAUUGUUGUCUGCAUUAAGGCACCAAAAUGAAAAUAUGAAGUUCAGUAUCGCGAUGUGUGUUUAUGUGAUAUGUGACAAGUGCAGUUUCACCAAGAGGCGAAGACAGAUAUGGUGCGAGUGACCUGCACUGUUUGCCACAAAUAGCUAAAUAAUCCCUCGAAAAUAGGGACAAAAUCAUAUUUUUAAUAAAUGUUUUAUAUUUUUAAUAAAAAAUAAUGUAAAAUACAAUUUCAAUGCAGGUAAGACAUAUUUAUGCCCGGUAAAUUUUCUCAAUGUAAUUGCCAUUGGCCAGUGUGGCGAAAAGUUAUUUUGGACCCUGUGCACAGCUGUCAAUGAGUUCGUUAUCAGAGCAGUAUGGCAAUACUUGAACGGGGAAAAAAAUGCAUUUUAUGUCAAUACUUGACCUUACUGCAGUGUGUAGCAUCUUGCUGGCUAAUCCAAAAGAGUGCUACUUGUCUCCUAAUUUAGUUUAAUAACAGACACUGCACUCAUUUUUAGCUACCGUAGACAAGGCUUUUAGAAGAUGUUGGCUUUUGUUAUAAUUAUAAUAGUGAUAUUUGUUUGUAUUUUUGUUUUGUUUAGUUUUAGUCUCAAAUUAACUUUUGUAUCGUCACUGAGAUACUCAGCCCUCAUUUUCCUCGUAGCUGAGGCAGUAGACGCUUUUCAUUCCAGCUCGAAGUUUUGCUGAUUUUUUUUUGUCCAUUCCUCCAAGCACACGGUCUAGCUGGUGGACCAACAUGGUCAUGCUUGUUAAAGGGAAAGUUCAUCCAAAAAUGAAAAUUCUGUCAUAAUUUACUCACCCUUGUGUCAUUCCAAACCUGUAUGACCUGUCUUUCUUAUACAGAACACAUAAGAUGUUUUAAUGAAUAUUCUGUACCGUCUUUUCAAUACAAUGGCAGUUCAUUGUGACUUCAAAGCUUAAAAAAGGACCCAAAGGUAUCAUAAAAGUAGUCCAUGUGACUUGUGCAUCAUAUUCCAAGUCUUCUGAAGACAUAUGAUAGGUUUUGGUAAAAACCCAAAAUUUAAGUCGUUUUUCAGCGAAAAUCUUGAUGUCUGUUGCAUGUUUAUGGGCACUAAGAGAGAAGCUUGUUCAGCAUGGCUGGCUAAUAACAAUGCUCUCACCAACAACAAGGUCAUAUGUAUUUGAGGGUGAGUAAAUAAUGACAUAAUUGUUUUUUUGUUUUUUUUUUUGUUUUUUUUGAGCUAUCCAACCCAACAUUAGCAGGUGACCAGCCACACUGUGUUUUGUUUUUCAGUUGGGAAGAGUAGAAAGGAGUUUCUCACUCAUAUACACUUUGUAUCGUGGGAGUCAACGCAUAGCGCUCUCCUGCAGUGUGCACAUCUUGUGUUUCAGGCACUUGUGAGUCAGAACCUACCAGGGUCAUAUUCUGCUCCCUGUGUUCUUGGGCUAGUUUGAACCUCAGAUUCUGCUAACUGAAACCCUCUUGAGAUUCCCAGGGAGCCUAUAUUAUAUAAAUGAAGGAAUGCUAUAAGCCAGAUCACAGGUUUAAAACCCAUCACUAGCUAUCUUACGCUGUUACAGUCACGCUUUCUCCUUUAUAACGUGAUAAUUGAUGUUCUUUUGUUUAUUUUGCUCUUAAAGUCACUGAUGUUUCUUCUAUAAAUGAUAUUAUCUGUGAAUUUAUGAACUUCUAACUAAUAAGGUUUUUUUUUACUUUUUCAAAAUACUGUAUUUAAUUACUUCCCCUAAAAAUCCUUCUGUAGGGCGAUGUUUUCCUGGCUUUCUUUGUAAUGUUUAGUUAUAAAACCUCAGCCUUUCCUGAGGUCUACUGGAUCGAGACUGUUGUCAAAAGCUCAUAUACAAAUAUCUGUGUGUGUGUAUAUAUAUAUAUAUAUAUAUAUAUAUAUUAUAUAUAUAUUUACCUAUGCUUACCUGUUAAGCCAACAAGCACUGAGAAAUAAUGCACCGCCUCUAGAUGACUAGUUCCUGCUUGUGGAAGUGCACACACGUGGCCUACGCCUGGUGUGCAAGGUGGGGCACAAGAAUUACGUCUGAAUGUACCCCCCCUCCCUGUUGUUUAUACUAUAGAGGCAUUUACUCAAAGCCAAGGGUUUAAACCUCAGUGUGUUUUAAGUAAUAGAAAGCUUGUAAUUGUGCCUGAGCAGUCGUGAGAAAUAUCGAUGUUUACCUGAAGAAUCAGGACGUAAUCACUUUUUUUAAGUGUGAUUUUAUGAAGCUAGUUACAUUUUAUAAAUCACCUUUAUGGCCCCGCUUUAGAAGCGAGUAGUAUGGUGAAAGUAUUAUAAAUUAUGAAUAAUAAGAUGCUAAACCUCCUGCUCAAUUGUGUUGAAAUCAUUUGUUUGCGAUUAUGGAUGAUUCGAAGUGUGCAAUCUGAUUGUGAAUCACCCCCUCUUCAAAAUAGACGUUAGGCUGGGAUAGCGCCAUGUGUAAUUUGACGCGAAUGAAAACUAGGCUCUUUUUAAAAAAAAUUUGUAUUUUAUUUUUUUUAUAUUUUUCAAUGUUAUGUUGGCUGAAGAUUGAAACCAUGGUACCAGUGUUGGGGAGUAGUUAACUAAAAGGAGCGGCAUUACUAACUUAACUAAGUUAUUUGGUAGCAUGAUAAUAUUUUAGCUACUUUCCAGUAACGAGCAGCAUUUUCUAGCAAGUAGUGCUGUCACAAAAUGCUUCAUUUGUCACAUUGUAUUAUGAAUGCAGUAAUGGAGCUGAACAGUCUCUCUGUACUCUCUCUGUACUCCCUCUGUACUCUCUCUGUAGCGCUGGGAAAUCCAUCUAAUUUAAGUGAAUUUUAUUCUUUUUCCUUCUUUCUUUUUUCCCUGGACAGUUCAUGUAAAUUAACUGGUUAAAAUAAACUACUCCUUUAUAUUUAGUUUUGGGAAUUUUAGUUAGUCAGUUUUAUUAUGUACGGUUUUUGUAAAUGAACUAGAUCACAUGAAUGAUUCGCUGAUUCACUUGAACCCCACAAAGCCUUACAAGGACUUUUAUUUUAAAGUAAAAUACUUAAGAGUAUAAUAGGGUGUUUUCUAGUUUAUUAGUGUUUUAAGGAUAAAUAUACAUUCAAUUUAAUGUUAUCACCCUUUAUGUUUAACACUUAUGAAAAUUAACCAUGGUUUUACUAUAGUAAUGUUGUUAAUAUCUGGUUACUAUGGUUUUACUACAAAUAUCAUGGUUAAUUUUCAAAAUGAAAUAAAUAUAAAGUUAAACUUCUGACUAAAUGAAAAACUUCUGAAUUUAUCAAAAAAAUUAAGUACUUUAGGUACCUUCAAUAUAGUUAGCUACUUUUUGUUAGUAACUUGCAGUGUAGCUUACUACUGUUUUAAAGUAGUAGCAUGACUGUAGUUUAACUUCUUUAAAUUAUGAGUAGCUUGUAGCUUGGAAAGCUACAGUUUCAAAGAAGCUUUCCCAAAACUGCAAGGUACACAACAUUACGAACCUUUGAACAAAUUGCUCAUCUAUGCCAUAUAGUCUUGUUAUCGUUCUCGUAAAUUUUAACAUGGCGUCUACCCUGCCUAAGGUCCAUGGGAGGAAUAUCUGUUCCUCGAUGAAUCAUGUUAGAUGAGACUCAAAAAGUUGAGUCCCAAAUGUUCCUUCCUUGGAAAGACGUCUUCCCUCGCGUGUUUAAGUUCUUACCAGUGAUCAGGAGAUGUUCCGUACAUGCGUACAACACUUUGUUCUCUCGAAAAUAGUCUGUAAGAGAAGUUUAUUCCGCUGAGCUCAGCCAGUGGAUCCGUCUUCAGGUUUCAGAUGUAUUACUGUAUAUCAGCACAAUUCUAAUUCUUCUAAUCUUUUCUGAUGAUUUUAUCUCUGAACUUACCUGCAGUGAGAGUGGUGUGCAAAAUGUCGGCAACUUUUAAAUGCCUAUUUUAGAAAGACAAUGUUUGCACCUUAAAUCCAUACCAAAACAACAUCACGUUCUUAAAGGAAUAGUUCACCCAAAAAUGAACAUUCUUCAAACCAGUAUGAAUUUCUUCUGUAGAACACAAAAGAUGAAGUUUAGCUAAAUGUUGACACUGCUCUUUUCCAUACAAUAAAAGUGAAUGGUGACCAGGGACUAUCCAAAAAUUGCUCCACAAAUCAGAAAAAAUAGCCCAAAAUUUGUCCUAAAAAAGUAGUCCAUACAACUCGUGCACGAUAUUCAAAGUCUUCUAAAGCCAUACAAGAGCUUUGUUGGGAGAAAAGACAGAAAUUUAUGUUGUUAUUCACUGGAAGUCUUCUCAAAUCUCAAUAACAUUUGCUUAUAUUCAAAUAUGGCACAUAUUUGUCAUGUGCCUUAACAUCAAUAUACCAAACACUAUUGGUUUUUGUCUGUCUCGUAACCAAUCACAAUGCACAAAAUUUAAAUAUGUGCAUAUUUAAUCACACAAAUGAGAUUUUCACCAAAUUUCAGUCUGCUCCUCACACAAAGCUAUUAUAUGACUUUGAAUAUAGUGUACUAGUCACUACUGGACUAACUUUAUGGUACUUUUAUGAAUUCCAUGUUUCACCUUUUACAUUCAUUGUAAGGAACCCUUUUUGGUCUACAGAAUGAUAUGGGUUUGGAACGACGUGAAGGUGAAUAAAUGAUGACAGAAUUUUCAUUUUUGGGUGAACUAUCCCUUUAAAGACUGAUCUCCCCAUCUCACCAGUGUCCCCUUCAUGAUUGUCAUUCUCAGUAGUGACCCCUUGUUCUUAUCUAGAGGGGAAAUAGAUGUAUUUGAACAAAUUGUAAUUGCUAGUGAGAAGUAUAAUGUGUUGAAUGAGAACACGCCUUAUUUGAAAGUCCCAGCAUGAUGCAUCUUCCGAAUUUGCUCAUAUCCUCUGGCCCUCAUCAUAAAGCUCACCCUUUCAUUUUCUAUUUAGAAGAUGUCUCUUAGCGAAAUGCCUCUAUGAAACUAGAAAAUUUCCUAUAUUAGCUAUAAAGAUUAUGAUGUUACCCUUUUGUGCUAGAUUGUCUCUUGAAUGUAAUCGAUUUUGUACCUGUAUUUUUCUAAUUCCAAUCCAGUAUUUCGGUGGCUUUAUAUGGAGGAAUUCUAGGCUGCUUCCUUAAGUGAAUAAUUUGUAAAAACUUCCAGUCAUCCUUACAAUACAGACCCUGACCUCUGUAGUAUGCAGUAUUUGCUCACUUCUGCUGAGAAUAGUACUGUCAACUUCAUAUCUGACAUCAAAUCAUCUUUUACGCAUUUCGACGAGAAACAUGCAAUAGCUGCAAUCAGUUGCCAAACCUUCCACAUUUCACCAUCUCAACUUGGUUUGAGUCUUAAAGGGAUAGUUCACCCAAAAAACAACUAUAUAUAUAUAUAUAUAUAUAUAUAAAAUGUUUUUUUUAAGUGAACUAUCCCUUUAAUAAUCUAAAUAUGCACCCCUUGAAUUCUGAUCAUUUUUUUUGCUCUGUACAAGAAUGUACGUUAAUGGCUUUAGAUGCUGUUGUGGCGCUGUCUUUUUAAAAGCUUACCCAAGAACCUGUACUGAUUCCUCUUAGGAGUUUAUACUCUUGUAUGUUUGGUCUAAUUAUUGUCACUAGUACUGUACAAUGCAAUGUAUGGAUCUGAUUGUUACAGCCCAGUUGUUGAUGCAGCCUUGCCUUACUUAACCCUGCGUAAAGAGGGAUCCCUUCGCCAUUGCCCUUCUCACUGAGUCUUAUGUCAUAACACUGUCUGCUGACGCAAACGUUAUUCUUUAAACACCUAUUAAAGAAACAUACAUAUGAAAUUGUCUCUUUUGUUACUUUCAAUAUGUUACAAACCCUUAGACUUUCUUUCAUGGAACAUAAAAGGAGAUGUAGGCAGAAUAUUAGUCAGCAUUCUCUUUCAUUGUAAGAAAAAAAAAAAGAUGUAAUGGAAGUGCAUGGUGACUGAGACUAACAUUCUGCCUAACUUCUCCCUUUUGUUUUCAGACAGAACAGAAUUAAAAAUUUUGGAUGUGCCAUCCCUUUAAAGGAAUAGUUCACCUAAAAAUGAAAAUUCUCUCAUUUCUCUCAAUUUUCAUUUUUUGGGUGAACUAUCCCUUUAAUAGUGGGUCUAAAUUCUGCAAAACUUGAUGGUAGACUUGGACAAUAAAUCAAUCAGUAAUUUAUUAGUCAACCAAUACAAACAUUUAUUUUUUACUGUAACAUGUUUAAAUGUUAAUUAAUCAAACACUUUUGAUCUAUAACUAGAGCUUUUUAAGUUGUUAAAGUGAAUUUACCCAUAACACAAGAAGUGGUUGUAGGUUCUGUGAUUCACCUAUUUAGUGCAGAUAGCAGUACAGUCCAAGAUGCAGGAAGGUGGAGUUAAGCACCAUGAAUUUGAGUUGGCGCUGUUCGGUGCGAAUCUACAGAACAGCAGGACUUAAACAAUGAUGAGAAUGGCAUGUUUACUGGCUGUUUGCCACCUCCUGAUCCUUAUAAGAAUGUGACAAACUGCUGUUCUUGGUCACCAGCAUGAGCCUGUAAGAAGAACAAGUGAAAUACACUCAGCACCUUGGUCUGUACACUUAAACUUGUAGUACCCCAACACCCAUUUAUUUUUUACAUUUAUUU
Myxocyprinus asiaticus (Chinese sucker) is the source of this 10863-nucleotide messenger RNA. RefSeq names its product HMG box transcription factor BBX-like. NCBI's taxonomy places the organism in Eukaryota, Metazoa, Chordata, Actinopteri, Cypriniformes, Catostomidae. Gene Ontology annotation, cellular component: nucleus. Gene Ontology annotation, molecular function: DNA-binding transcription factor activity, RNA polymerase II-specific; RNA polymerase II transcription regulatory region sequence-specific DNA binding. The record is from RefSeq and is a predicted model, not a curated record. The transcript has 18 exons. Bases 491 to 3286 code for a protein of 931 amino acids. Gene Ontology annotation, biological process: regulation of transcription by RNA polymerase II.